Messenger RNA from Carassius gibelio (silver crucian carp), 1198 nucleotides. RefSeq lists its product as uncharacterized. Lineage: Eukaryota; Metazoa; Chordata; Actinopteri; Cypriniformes; Cyprinidae. The record is from RefSeq and is a predicted model, not a curated record. The transcript is spliced from 7 exons. The coding region runs from base 425 to 1198 and encodes 257 amino acids.
UUUACUUGGUGGAUUACGUAGCCUCCGGUAACGGCCAUCUGAUUUUUAAAACUAAGAUAAUAAUAAUAAUAAUAAUAAUAAUAAUAACAACAAUAACAAUACCAAUAACAUAUUGGUUUUGAUUUUAAAAAAAUAAAAAAAUUUCUUAUUGAGAUUUUUUUUCAGUAUUUCAAACCAGUUCUGUCACUAUAGCAACACCCGCGUAAACCUGAUGAACGUUAAUGAAGAAGACACGACAAGGAGAAGUAAGACAUGUAUGCGCUUGUGAAAUGGUGUGCCGGGGUUGAUGAGGGGAAAUUUAGUAUUGUUCACAUUAAAUACAUACGAAAUUUUGAUCUGGAAAGUGAUUACAUACGAAGACGAAUUUGCCGUCGAGUGCGGUGUGGGAUAACGACCAAAAGGUGGAUUCCCCAUUUAACGUUAUAUGGCUACCGUUCAAUCAGUUGGAGACAUGAAUACUUUGGAGCGAAAGUUGGACAAACGUUCAAAGAAAGAUUCCGAAGACAACGCCAUUGUGGGAAAGAGAAUCCGUGUUGCCAAACAUCUGUGGGAGGAUGAGGAUGAGGAUGACCCCCCUACUGCCGUGGCCACAGUCAGUGGAACCAAAGCUGCCAUUCACAAUCAAGGGGCUGAAAUCCUAGAUUCCAUUUCCUUGGAAGAACAAGCAGAAAAUAGUGACAACGAGCUCUCACUUGUGCGUCAAGAAUUGCUAGAAAUAAAAAAAUUCAUCUUUACAGAGAUACCUCAGAUAAAAGAAAUGCUCAACAGAAGCUCCAUGCACCUCGGCAGUCCAGGGUCUCUCCCCAGCCCUUCAAACCCUGUUCAAAUAGAAGAAAUUGUCCCAGGUUCAGGUGUUUACGUAUCACGAAGUGUGUGGCGCUCUGCUUGCCAGGCAUCUAGUGGGACUUCAAUGGCAAGGAUUUUGCUGCUUGGGGUGUUUGACAUUGAAACACUCAUCAAAAGUAAUUUGAGAGGAGGGGAAUCCAAGGUUUCAAAGGGGGGAGAUGGGGAGAACAGAAGCACCCUGGAUGAAAUAAAAGUGAAAGCUAUAAUGGCGCGGCAACUGAAAAAGGCUAAAAAGAUCAAAGCGACCUGGUCUCGAAAUGGUAAAGUUUAUAUCCGAACGAUUGGAGCAACACCAGAAGAGGAAAGAGCAGUGAUGGUGAAGGAAAUGGACGAAUUGAACCUCUACAAAUGA